Molecule: messenger RNA, 797 nt
Organism: Rattus rattus (black rat)
Lineage: Eukaryota; Metazoa; Chordata; Mammalia; Rodentia; Muridae
Product: bcl-2-like protein 1
Exons: 1
Coding region: 96-797 (233 amino acids)
Biological process (GO): extrinsic apoptotic signaling pathway in absence of ligand; intrinsic apoptotic signaling pathway in response to DNA damage; negative regulation of intrinsic apoptotic signaling pathway
Cellular component (GO): mitochondrial outer membrane
Molecular function (GO): protein heterodimerization activity; protein homodimerization activity
Source: RefSeq, a predicted model, not a curated record
GGAUCCUGGAAGAGAAUCGCUAAACACAGAGCAGACCCAGUGAGUGAGCAGAUGUUUUGGACAAUAGACUGGUUGAGCCCAUCUCUAUUAUAAAAAUGUCUCAGAGCAACCGGGAGCUGGUGGUUGACUUUCUCUCCUACAAGCUCUCCCAGAAAGGAUACAGCUGGAGUCAGUUUAGCGAUGUCGAAGAGAACAGGACUGAAGCCCCAGAAGAAACUGAACCAGAAAGGGAGACCCCCAGUGCCAUCAAUGACAACCCAUCCUGGCACCUGGCGGAUAGCCCCGCGGUGAAUGGAGCCACUGGCCACAACAGCAGUUUAUAUGCGCGGGAGGUAAUCCCCAUGGCAGCAGUGAAGCAAGCGCUGAGAGAGGCUGGCGAUGAGUUUGAACUGCGGUACCGGAGAGCAUUCAGUGAUCUAACAUCCCAGCUUCAUAUAACCCCAGGGACAGCAUAUCAGAGCUUUGAACAGGUAGUGAAUGAACUCUUUCGGGAUGGGAUAAACUGGGGUCGCAUUGUGGCCUUCUUCUCCUUUGGCGGGGCACUGUGUAUAGAAAGCGUAGACAAGGAGAUACAGGUAUUGGUGAGUCGGAUUACAAGUUGGAUGGCCACCUACCUGAAUGACCACCUAGAGCCUUGGAUCCAGGAGAACGGCGGCUGGGACACUUUUGUGGAUCUCUACGGGAACUAUGCAGCAGCCGAGAGCCAAAAAGGCCAGGAGCGUUUCAACCGCUGGUUCCUGACGGGCAUGACUGUGGCUGGUGUGGUUCUGCUGGGCUCACUCUUCAGUCGGAAGUGA